Molecule: messenger RNA, 3144 nt
Organism: Adineta steineri
Lineage: Eukaryota; Metazoa; Rotifera; Eurotatoria; Adinetida; Adinetidae
Source: the annotation of a GenBank genome assembly
AUGGCACCCAAAGAUAAUGAAGGAGAACUGCAGAUCAAUCCGAUUGAUGAUGAUACUAAUAUCAUGGAAACAACGAAAAAAAAGAAAAAACCCGAUAAAUUAUCAAAAAAGAAAGCAAAAGCAGAAAAAAAAGAAGUUAAUAUGGAUGAUCUCAAAAAAGAAUUAGAUAUUGAUGAUCAUAGAUUAGCAAUUGAAGAAUUGUUACAACGAUAUGGAACAGAUUCAAAAUUAGGUUUAACGGAUGAAAAAGCAAAAGAAAUUCUUGAAGCUGAUGGUCCAAAUGCGUUAACUCCACCAAAAACAACACCUGAAUGGGUUAAAUUUUGUAAACAAAUGUUUGGUGGUUUUGCUUUUCUUCUCUGGAUUGGUGCUCUUCUUUGUUUUAUUGCACAUGGUAUUACAAUUGCUACAUAUCAUGGUGAAGCACCAAAUGAUAAUUUAUGGCUUGGUCUUGCUUUAACGAUUGUUGUUAUUGUUACAGGAUGUUUUUCUUAUUAUCAAGAAGCUAAAAGUUCAAGAAUUAUGGAUUCAUUUAAAAAUAUGGUACCACUGCAAGCAAUUGUUAUUCGAAAUGGAGAAAGAAAAAAUGUUAAAUCAGAAGAUUUAGUUGUUGGAGAUAUUGUUGAUGUUAAGUUUGGUGAUCGUGUACCUGCGGAUAUAAGAAUAUUAGAAGCACAUGGAUUUAAAGUUGAUAAUUCAUCAUUAACUGGUGAAUCCGAACCUCAAUCUCGUUCAGCUGAAACAACACAUGAAAAUCCAUUAGAAACAAAAAAUUUAGCUUUUCUAAGUACAUUUGCUGUUGAAGGUACAGCAAGAGGUGUUGUUAUUCGUACAGGAGAUCGUUCUGUAAUGGGUCGAAUUGCAAAUUUAGCAUCAGGUUUAUCAACUGGUCAAACUCCGAUUGCACGAGAAAUAGCACAUUUUAUUCAUAUAAUAACUGGUGUUGCUGUUUUUCUUGGAGUUUCAUUUUUUUUCAUUGCACUUGUUCUUGGAUAUCCAUUUAUUGAAGCUGUUAUCUUUUUAAUUGGAAUUAUUGUUGCUAAUGUGCCUGAAGGACUUUUAGCAACUGUUACCGUUUGUCUUACAUUAACAGCUAAACGAAUGGCAAAAAAGAAUUGUUUAGUUAAAAAUUUAGAAGCUGUCGAAACUCUUGGAUCAACCUCAACAAUUUGUUCAGAUAAAACUGGUACAUUAACACAAAAUCGAAUGACUAUUGCACAUAUGUGGUUUGACACGCGAAUUGUUGAAGCUGAUACAAGUGAAAAUCAACAAAAUAUCACAUAUGAUAAAGAGUCUUCAGGAUGGUUAGCUUUAUCACGUUGUGCAAUGUUAUGUAAUCGAGCUGAUUUUAAACAAGAUCCAGAUAAUUUAUCUAAACCAGUUUUACAACGUGAAUGUAAUGGAGAUGCAUCAGAAUCAGCUUUAUUAAAAUGUGUUGAAAUAUCAAUUGGUAGUGUUAUUAAAUUUCGUGAAUCAAAUCCAAAAGUUUGUGAAAUUCCAUUUAAUUCCACAAAUAAAUAUCAAGUAUCAAUCCAUGAAAUGCGUACUGGAAAUGAUAAUGAUCAUAGUCGAACAUAUCAUUUAUUAGUUAUGAAAGGUGCACCUGAAAGAAUUCUUGAAAAAUGUUCAACUAUAUUUAUUGAUGGACAAGAUAUUGAAAUGAAUGAUUAUUGGAGAAAUCAAUUUCAAAAAGCUUAUAUGGACUUAGGAAGUUUAGGUGAACGUGUUUUAGGUUUUUGUGAUUUACGUUUACCAAGUAACAAUUUUCCCAAAGGAUUUCAAUUUAAUGGAGAACCACCGAAUUUUCCUGUUGAAAAUCUUCGUUUUCUUGGUCUUAUGUCAAUGAUUGAUCCGCCGCGAGCAGCUGUUCCUGAAGCUGUUUCUAAAUGUCGUUCUGCUGGUAUAAAAGUAAUUAUGGUCACAGGUGAUCAUCCAAUAACAGCAAAAGCAAUUGCACGUGCUGUUGGAAUAAUAUCAGAAGAAUCUGAAACAGUUGAAGAUAUCUCACAACGAUUAGGUGUCCCUGUCGAAGUUGUUAAUCCACGUGAUGCACGAGCUUGUGUUGUUCAUGGAGGUGAUUUAAAAGAAAUGUCACCAGAACAAUUAGAUAAUUUAUUAAAAAAUCAUACAGAAAUUGUUUUUGCACGAACAUCACCACAACAAAAACUUAUUAUUGUUGAAGGUUGUCAAAGACAAGGUGCAAUUGUUGCUGUUACUGGUGAUGGUGUUAAUGAUUCACCUGCUUUAAAAAAAGCGGAUAUUGGUGUUGCUAUGGGUAUUGCUGGUUCCGAUGUUAGUAAACAAGCUGCAGAUAUGAUUUUACUUGAUGAUAAUUUUGCAUCAAUAGUAACAGGUGUUGAAGAAGGUCGUUUAAUAUUUGAUAAUUUAAAAAAAUCUAUUGCAUAUACAUUAACAUCAAAUAUACCUGAAAUAACUCCAUUUUUAAUGUAUUUAUUAACUGAUACACCAUUAGCAUUAGGAACAAUAACAAUCUUAUGUAUUGAUUUGGGCACAGAUAUGAUUCCAGCUAUAUCAUUAGCUUAUGAACAAGCCGAAUCUGAUAUUAUGAAACGAAGACCAAGAGAUCCGAAACAUGAUCGACUUGUUAAUGAACGUCUUAUAUCAAUGGCUUAUGGACAAAUUGGACCAAUUCAAGCAGGUGCUGGUUUUUUUACAUAUCUUGUUAUAAUGGCACAAAAUGGAUUUCUACCAUCCCGUUUAUUGGGCCUUAGAAAAUCAUGGGAAUCAAAAAAUAUCAAUGAUCUAGAAGAUUCAUAUAGACAGGAAUGGACAUAUGAACAACGAAAACAACUUGAAUUUACAUGUCAUACUGCUUUUUUUGUUACAAUUGUUGUUUGUCAAUGGGCUGUUUUAAUAAUUUGUAAAACACGAAAAAAUUCCAUUUUACAACAAGGAAUGAAUAAUUGGAUGUUAAAUUUUGGUUUAGUUUUUGAAACCGUUUUAGCUGCAAUUAUAUCUUAUACACCAUAUUUAGAUACAGCUUUGAAUACUUAUCCAUUAAAAUUUGUUUGGUGGCUUUUACCAUUACCUUAUUUUUUCUUAAUUUUAAUUUAUGAUGAAGUUCGAAAAUAUAUUAUUCGUCAUAAUCCUGGAGGUUGGGUUGAAAGAGAAACUUAUUAUUAA